Messenger RNA from Oncorhynchus kisutch (coho salmon), 3188 nucleotides. RefSeq names its product hemoglobin subunit beta-like. Bases 2650 to 2958 code for a protein of 102 amino acids. The transcript is spliced from 3 exons. The record is from RefSeq and is a predicted model, not a curated record. Lineage: Eukaryota; Metazoa; Chordata; Actinopteri; Salmoniformes; Salmonidae. Gene Ontology annotation, cellular component: hemoglobin complex; blood microparticle; haptoglobin-hemoglobin complex. Gene Ontology annotation, biological process: hydrogen peroxide catabolic process; oxygen transport. Gene Ontology annotation, molecular function: haptoglobin binding; oxygen binding; oxygen carrier activity.
CCUACAAUGUAGAAAAUAGUAAAAAAUAACAAAAAUCCUUGAAUGAGUAGGUGUGUCCAAACGUCUGAGCAAUAUUAGAGCUAAUCAUUCCAAGUCCACAUAACUAAUAACAACAACCUAAUGGAAAAUUACAUCCCAUAGAUUUCAACAUGAUAAUUUGAGGUUAGUUAAUUUAUUGUAUUUACAAAACACUUUUCAUGUCCUUUUUAAAUGUUGAGGUGCCGGUUUUUGUUCAAUAGUCCAGGUAACCAUGCUGCUGGUAGCCUGUGUGAUGAAUUGAUCCUUCACUUGAUUGCAACUUGUGCAUAUGAACAUCUUUGAGACAAGUCCAAAGGCUCUAUUGAACAAGGACAACCAUAUCUGCGAGAGGGAUUGCGUGAUCUGCAAUCGGCUAAACACCAGGUCCACAAUAAUUGCUACAGAACAUGACUCCAUUCAUUUUUAGAUCAGACAGCAGGCUCAAACAACCAAUGACAUCAUUGGUUGAACUCUCCCAGGUGCAAAAAUGAAAUAAAUUCAGCUAUAGCCCAUAAUUAUGUCUGACACACCCUCUCGUCACUCAUAAUUAUGUAGUUUCCCCUUUAAGAACAAACACUGUAUAUUAAUAAUAUUAAAUUGUAUUCUAUUGUUUGUAUUGUAUUGUAUUACACACUCUAAAACCUAUUCCACGGAUCCCUUGGCCAAAAUGAGUUUAAUCUGUUGUUAGAAAUACUGAUUUGGUGAUAUGUCUGCGGACCCCGCAGUACCUCCAUGGACCACACUGGUUUGGCUUGAUCCUCUGUUCCAUAUCCGGCCUACGGAAGCUCCACGACAUGAACGUGAGAUCUCAUACUGUACGUUCUCUGAGUUUUCUGGUGUGCCCAUAGAUAAUGAUAGAGGCCUCUAGUUGCCAACAGGACGUUUAAGUAUGGGCAGCGCCAUUGAGGGCUUCCACCAUGCUUCUGCCAUUUUAAAGUAGGCCUAGUCAAAGUCGUCAACUGGGUGGGGAUUCCUAUGGGCUGUAGCCUCAAUGGCGCUGCUGUCACAGACGCUAAAAUAGCACAGAUAUGAAGAAGAGUCCUCUAUCUAUAUCUAUGUGUGUACCUCUUUGAUAACUCCAUGAUAUGCUUAGGUAUCUUUUAUAUGAAAGUGUGAGAGUGCCCUCUGCUGGAGAUUUGAUUGAUGGGGGAAAUUAUCCAAGAACUGCUUCCAAUAAAAAGAAAGCGCCACAAAGUUCCAGAUAGUAACAGCAGAGGGCGCUACUAGAUUUGUAAUAGGAAGAACUAAUUUCGCCUUGAUGCGUGGCUGUAUUGUACACAUUUCUGACCAUAUAACAACUCUACUAAUAUAGAACUUUUUGGGCCUAUGAGAAACAUGAAACGUGUCGUAUUGGCUUUUGACAAUCAUUAUUGUCAGUUUGCACUUGCCCACGAACUUACUUUAGUAGCCUGUAAUCGUCCUUUAUUGAAAUGAGAGUGUUCUUAAAUAUCCAUAGGCCUACACCCUACAGGCCCAAUAGGCACAAUCAAUAAAGGAAGAGAAUAUGCCUAACUCCAAAUCCUCCUUGCCAGUUUGCGGUCUAUAACGAUAUCUUGAUAUGAGUUAAAUCGUAUUCAAGUGAGUGUGGUACUUGGGCCCCUUGUUAAAGUCAUCGGUACAAUGAACUUUACCAAGUACUAAGACAUUUUAGCCAAAAACCUGGCUGCCUCUGUCAAGAGGUUGACAUUUAGCCACAAGUGGAUCAUAAAGCAAGACAAUAACCCCAAGCACACAUCAAAAUCCACAAAGAAAUGGUAAAUUGACCAAAAAAACAAAACAAAUCAAUAUCAGUCUCGGGACUUGAACCCCAUUGAAAACAUCUGGUUUGAAUUAAAGAGGGCAGUCCAGUCCAUAAGAGCAGAUGAAGGAUAUCAAAUGAUCUGGAAAUAUUCUAUAUGGAGGAAUGGUCUAAGAUCCAUCCCAAUGUGUUUUCCAAUCUCAUUAAACAUUUGAGAAAAAGGCUAAUUGUCGCUAUCCUCGGAUGGGGAGGGUGCUGGGGUACUGAAAACAGGGACGCCAAUCAUUUUGAGCCCUAGAUUUUUACAUGUUUUGUUACUUGUGUACUCUUUCUCUGAGCAAUUAUAUUAGUAGGCCUAUAAGAUGAGGGGAAAAAUAAGAAACCUGUAUACUGCUCUCGCUACUAUCACUGCUCUGUAUUAAGCUUUUCGUAUCGGCCUCAGAGCCUUCGUGAACUAGAGAUAGCUCAGAUGUGCGAGUGCGUGAUGAAUUUUGAAUGUUAGUAGGCCUAUAAAAUAAUAUAAUUGUCCCAUUUUUCUUUAGCAUACAAUGUCGCUCAGUAUUUUUUAUUAUUGAUUUUAUACAGUAUUUUGUGCAAAUUGUAUUUGUCACAUGCGCAGACUAUAACAAGUGUUAACUUUACCGAGAAAUGCUUACUUACGAGCCCUUUCCCAACAAUAUAGAGUAAGUAAGAAAAAUGGGUGCCAAUCAUUUGGUCAACUGUAAACCUUUCUAUUCACAUUAUAUUAUCUCAGUAAAAUUUGUGACGCUUGGCUUUACAGCCUACUAACAUGACCCAACUCAUCGCUGUCUUUAGGGAACGCUGCUCAAACAAAGUCUAAGCGCACAGGAUUCAAUUAAGAACACUGUCAUAGCAACCUCAUAGCCAGCAACAUGGUUGAGUGGACAGACUUUGAGCGCGCCACAAUCCAAAGCAUCUUCUCAAAGAUGAACUACGAUGACGUAGGCCCCGCGGCUCUUUCCAGGUGUCUUGUCGUGUACCCCUGGACCCAGAGGUAUUUUGGUAACUUCGGAAACCUGUACAACGCCGCUGCCAUCCGGGGAAAGCCAAUGGUCGCCGCUCACGGAAAGACCGUCCUGCACGGACUGGACCGGGCUGUCAAGAACAUGGAUGACAUCAAGGCCACCUACGCAGAGCUGAGCGUGCUGCACUCCGAGAAACUGCACGUGGAUCCCUGUUGACUCAUCACUGCUGGCUGACUGCCUUACUAUUGUCGUUGCUGCGAGAAUGGGUGCUGCCUUCACCGCUGACGUCCAGGGUGCUUUCCAGAAGUUCCUGGCGGUGGUGGUGAGCUCCCUGGGCAAACAGUACCACUAGAACCCCUCCACUCAGAGACGGACGACCAUCAGAGAACCAACAAGCGCUGAUCAUUUGUUUAGAGGCACAUGUUGUUCCUUCUACUAAAGCAAAU